This is a messenger RNA of Symbiodinium sp. CCMP2456, 4161 nucleotides long. NCBI's taxonomy places the organism in Eukaryota, Dinophyceae, Suessiales, Symbiodiniaceae. The record is from the annotation of a GenBank genome assembly.
AUGAGUGAUUUCGGCCAAGAGCUUGGCGAAGCUGGCGCAUGGGCGAAGUUUGCAGGCGGCAGCAAGGCACAGAGCCUUUUGGCAGCUCUCGGUGGUGCCGCACCAAGCAGCGCAGGGCCGCCAGAGGUGCUAGAGAUUGGGACGUAUUGCUCCUACUCGGCGAUCUCAAUCGUCACGGCCAGCUCCGCGCAGGUGACGUCCAUUGAGAUCGACCCUGUACUCGUCGCGAUUGCGCGAGGCAUCAUCGCACACGCGGGACUGUCCACCAGAGUUCGCGUUUGGACGGGACACUCGCGGCUUCUCCUGCCGCUGCUGAUGGAGCGCAGACAGCAAGAGAGGCCCACAGCACCAUGGUUCGAUGCGAUGUUUAUUGAUCGCUGGGGCACUCAAUACCCGGAGGAUCUUGACUUCGUGGAGAAGCUCGGGCUCCUGAGGCCUUCAGGUGCACUUCUCGUCGCGGACAAUGUUCUCCGAACGGCGGCGGCGCUUUUCCUGUGGCGUCUCACCACAGACAAGGUGCAGGAGCCCUCUGGCAAGCUGCAGCGAAUUUUUGCGUCGCGAACGGUCGAAGUCAACGAGGCGGACACUGAGACACCUCUGAGCGCAUCUGCUCAUGAAGUUGCAAGAGGAACCACAGAGAAGAAAGAUGUGCUGACGUUGGCUGUGGGGCAGUCUGCGGAACAGCCUGAGGAGCUGCAACGGGUGUCCGAGCUCAUGCGCUUGCGGACGACCAAGGCCUCUGGCUGCAGGCAGCUUUGUUUCCCCCGCAGAGAUCCAGGGCAGGUUCGUCGUAUUCCUCCACGCAUUGUCCAUGCAUGCGUUUGUUGCCCUCUGCAAAUCCACAGCCAUUUGCCCAAAGUGUUCGACGUCGCAGAGGGUAGCAGGACGCCGUGGGAUCGGCGAAGGCCGUGCUUGAAUCUGCUGGGCUCGGACCUACAUGACGACAGUUGGGUGGAGGAGCAAGAGGACCUCAUGUAUUUCAUACAGGCGCACCAGGAGCUUAGCAAGCAGCAGAACCAGAUCGUUUAUCUGGAGCUGCAGUUAUUGAAUGGGGCUAACAGCAGUGGCACCACUUGCAUGCUUGUGGAUCACCCUGCGAUUCUCGAUGACGACUCCGCGCAUGAAGAGUGCGCCGACGUUUUCCGACUUCCCGACGGCCAGCAGUGGAGAGUUUGCUCCUUACGACUUGCUCCUACGCUGAACUGGCGCCUGCUAUCGCAUGAAACCAGAAGUCCUUCAGCCUUGAUCCAUCAUGUGGCCGAUAUGGGGAGCAUGGAAAGGGCCGAGUCAGUUUUCGAAUUCGCAGAUAAGAUGACGGUGUUCCGACACCCAACCAUCCCAAACACAGCCUUUGAAGGUGAUGAUGCCGAGCAGCAGAAGAUCUUCGAGUGUCAGUUGUGGUGUAUGGCCCUCGCUUCCAAGAGCAGGACGCUUUACGCCAGAAGCGAUGACCACAUUGUUGGCAAGAACGUCCACAGUUUGCUUCGGUACUGCCUGAGUCCAACUGGGUCCUGCACUGAUUGGGCCGCCCACUACGUCACUACGUUGUUGGGCAAUAUGCAGCUAUUGGGCUCCCUUUCGUACAGCAGCGUAUCGGAGGUCUGGAUGCAAAAAAAGGUGAUCAGAAGGUUGGAGUUGCUUUGGGCCGUCGAAGACGAUCCCAUGCAAACAUAUGCGCAUGCAAUGCAGCAGCUGCCAAUUUUCCUGCAGUCUACCACAUCCGCAGAUGAGCAAAGAUUCCUCCGAGCACUGGAGGAAGCUGCUCGCCACAAAACUUGUCAUUCUGCUGAGUUGCUGGGCUGGUACUAUCACUUCGAAGAUUUCAUGAUCUUUCAUGUGCAUAGUUCCGUUUUCAUGGUCAUGCUCAAGAUGAACGAUUGUGAAGCUCCUCUGGUUGCCUUGGCAAAUUUCCAAGGCAUGCCCGAACACUGCCGAAACUUCUGCUGCCUCCAACGGCACCUGCUGUUGCACGACAGCUGGGGAGAGGUUGUCUCCAAUCCUUCCGGAUCUCUACGCUACAGGCAAGUGCGGGAGUUGGUGCUCGGCAGCCCAUGCGAGGCAGAAUGGGCCGGCCGUCAGUGGUCCACGAACUUCCAUUUGGAGAGGGGCCUGCAGCCUGAUGCCGUGUUUCAGAAGAUUGCAGUAGCUGUGCGCCACAUAACUUGGCUUUCCCUGGAGCGCGCACUGUGGCCACCGGAGGAAACGCCGCGGCAGCUGCUUGUCGUGGGCUACACGGAUGGCUUCCAGCUGUGGGAUUUGCAAGAUCCGACUGCAGCCAAAGAGUUGGUGUCGAAGUAUGACAAGGCCGUCCUUCAAGCGCGGCUAUUGCCUUUGCCGCUGCUGCCAGCGUCCGAACAGACGGAGCCCGGCGAAAGUUUCCUGGGCGUGAGCGCCGCCCCUCUCAUGGCGUACUUGCACAAGGGCUCGCCGGCCCUGGUGCGGCUCUUCUCCUUGAGGAGCCACGACGACGUCCAUUUGCUGCGGCUCACAGAGCCUGCAAGGAGUCUACAAGCUGGAAGGCGUUUCUUUGCUGUGGGCUUCGCCAAGCAGGUGGAACUUUACGACGCCCUGCAGUUUCACGCUCUUUUUUCCGUCCAGUGCCACGGGGCGGCCGGGCCUACUUUUGCACUGAGCCACCGCUGGCUUGCUUACAACCUCCCACCGCAUGUGAUGGUGAGCACAGGGAGCAGCUAUGCGGGUCCUCAGCCAGGCCUUCCAGGGAAACCACGGCUCCCGGCGGUGGUCAAGGAUGGUCUCGAGUACUUGGGCCAAGUGGGCCAACGCACUUUGGACCAGGUGCUUAUGCCGCCGACGACGGCCCCGGAGUCGGCAUCGCAGGGCUCAGCAAGCUUGAGGAGUGGGAGCGUCGCCGUACGGGACGUGGAGACGCAGACCGUGAUUUCGCAGUUCGAGGACCACGCCGAGGCAGUCGAGUGCAUGGUGUGGGAUCCUUCCGGUCUGCAACUGGUGACAUGUGCUGCGCUUGGGCAUCGAAUUCUUGUGCACCGUGCUGUGCUGGGAAAAGGGCACGCCCUUACCUUGGACUCGGGCAAGGACGGAGCACAGUUGGGCAGCCUCACUUUCCAGCAUGUCUUCACGCUCUCUCGCGGCCUUACACCCGCAGUCAUCAGCAACAUCGCCAUAUCCGACGACAGCCAAUUUGUGGCUGUCUCCUCUGCCAAGGGAACGACCCACGUCUUCCGUCUGCCAUCCUUUCACUCACAUCGGCACCAACUCUUAGAGACGGGGGCCGUGGUCGUGCCGGGCAUGGCAGGUGUCGACACCGGCCCGGUGAAUCUGAGUGUGUGCACACGAGUGCGACUGGGCUCGGUUCUCCUGCAAGAGGGCCUGAUGCCUCACAGCUCCUUCUUCGUGCCUCGGGUGGGCAGGGGCACUUCCUCCGGCCCAACAUUUCCCUGGAUCUACGUUGCCACGCGGGCCGGCUCGCUCACGGUGUACUCACUGCAUCUGACGCCGUCCUCCUUCGCCAACACUUCCACCGACCCAGGAGAGACCAGUGACGGCCCUGGAUCGGAGGAGUGGUCAACAUGCCUGCAGCGCGAAACCCGAAUCUGCCGACCCCUGCGCCACUUCAACGAGCGGCGCCUUUCUGCAAGAGAUGGCGAGACAACUUCGGCACGAUCGGGACCUCCACGCUCAGGGGCUUCGGCCUCGGCCGCUUCCCCGCGGCAGCGCGGCAGCCCGAGGCAUGGUUCAGACCUGAGCCCGGCAGCAACCACGAGAUCCGAUGAGGGUGUCUCGAAAUGGCUUGCCUUCGCAGAGACGGCGACGCACGUCUCCACCCAGGUUCCGCUGUGGCUCUGCCCUCAGCUGCAUGUCUUCGCCUAUCCUCCGGAUGUUAAUCGCGACCACUUGAAUGCAUCACUACGAGCUGGGGAGAUGGUGCCAGGGCGCCGCGAGAUCGAAAUAAGCCGGUCCGAGCAUCCCAGCGAGACGGUUCUCUACCACGGCCAAAGUGCUUCCGGUGAUGAUCUCAGGCAGCUGUUCGGUGGAGCCUUGGGUGCGGCGGUUGGCGAGGAAUCGUCCCAGGUGCAAGAGGCGGUGGCGAGACCACGACUAUCUCUUUCUGGAGGCUGGCCACCUGCCUUGGGUGCGAUCGAAUCACCCGAAGAUCCAGAAGAUGAUUGGGUGAAGGCGUGA